AUGGCUCAAAUCAGAGGGACGGCAGGAUACCACCUGGGCUCGCAGCCCUCUUUUGGCGGUCCCGGACGACCAGACGCCACCAAUGAUCCCAGUCCGCUGGAUGCUAUUCGCGAACAGACGAGCAAGAUUGAAGACUGGCUCGACACCUUGUCACAUCCCGUCAAGCCUUAUAUCCCUGCCAUUGGCCGUUUCCUCAUCGUCGUCACCUUCCUCGAAGAUGCCCUGCGCAUCAUCACCCAAUGGAGCGACCAGCUCACCUACCUGCACGACUACAGACACAGUACGUCCCUCAUAUGCUUCUGA
Aureobasidium musti is the source of this 303-nucleotide messenger RNA. Lineage: Eukaryota; Fungi; Ascomycota; Dothideomycetes; Dothideales; Saccotheciaceae. The record is from the annotation of a GenBank genome assembly.